AGAGAGAUAUUGAGAGAGAGAGGCAGACAGACAGAGAGAGAGUGAGUUGUAGCGUCAUUUUUAGCUCGGAGAGUCUGAAGUCUGCCGCGGAACAGAAGUGUCUGACUGAUUUACCCGCAGUUUGUUUUUCACGGAGGUGACAGCGAGUCUGCGGGAGGACUUGGGAUCUAGAGGAGGACUCGGGAUCUGGAGGAGGACAGGGUGAACGCGGGAGGACUCGGGAUCUAGAGGAGGACUUGGUGUCCGCGGGAAGACGCGGUGUGUGCGGAGUCUGGGAGGUGUUUGCAGAGGAGGAGAUGUUCGGGUCAUGGAGCGGAGGAUCUGUCCCGGGCUCUUUCUGCUGUGUGUCGUUCUUUGUGUGUCUGCGGAGCGAGUCUGCGGGAGGACUUGGGAUCUAGAGGAGGACUCGGGAUCUGGAGGAGGACAGGGUGAACGCGGGAGGACUCGGGAUCUAGAGGAGGACUUGGUGUCCGCGGGAAGACGCGGUGUGUGCGGAGUCUGGGAGGUGUUUGCAGAGGAGGAGAUGUUCGGGUCAUGGAGCGGAGGAUCUGUCCCGGGCUCUUUCUGCUGUGUGUCGUUCUUUGUGUGUCUGCGGAGGUCAAUAAAUAUUUGAACGCUGCACAAAGUGACCGUCUCACCUGUUCAGGAAACAUAUCACACCUGGGCUUCUAUAAUGGCUCAGUGUCCCUCACAGACUCUGGUUCACCCUGCCUCAAGUGGACCGACUUCCCAGACUACAUCCAGCAGUACCCGAAUCGAGGCUUGGGAGAUCACAACCACUGCAGAAACCCCGACCGAGAGCCUCGACCCUGGUGUUUCUUCAGACAGAGCUCAGGAGCUGUCAGCUGGGAGCACUGUGACUGUCUGACAGGUGAAGCCAGAUUGGUGGGGGGGUUAUCAGAUAAAAGUGGGCGUGUGGAGGUCUACCUGAAUGGCCAGUGGGGGGCAGUAUGUGACACACACUGGAGCUACCUUGAUGCUAGUGUAAUCUGCAGACAGCUGGGACUGGGUGAGAUCGGAGAAGUUCUGCACAAUUCAAACUUCGGACCAGCAUCCGUCAUUCACCUCGAGCGUCUGGGUUGCCGUGGAAAUGAAAAGUCCCUGCUGGAGUGCCAGAGAAGAAAGUUUUUCAUCAAUGACUGUCACCAUGGCAAUGAAGCAGGGCUGGUUUGUGCUGAGCCUGGAGGUGUUGGUAUCCCGUUGAGGCUGGUUGGAGGUGUGGAGGAGUUUGAGGGUCGUGUGGAGGUGUAUCAUGACGGCAGGUGGGGAACAAUAUGUGAUGAUCAGUGGGAUGAUGCUGAUGCUGAGGUGGCCUGCAGACAGUUGGGACUCAGGGGCGUGGCCAAGGCGUGGUCCUGGGCUCACUUUGGUGCUGGUUCUGGACCAAUCUGGUUGGAUGGCGUCCAGUGUUCAGGAAACGAGUUCUCCCUGGAUGAGUGUCCUCGGAACGAGUGGCAGCAACACAGCUGUCAACACCUGGAGGACGCAGGAGUGUCCUGCAACCCACACACAGAAGGAGCAGUGCGUCUGGUGGGUGGGAGGAGUCACCUGGAGGGCCGUGUAGAGGUGUACCAUGAGGGCGAGUGGGGUUCUGUGUGUGACGAUAACUGGACUGAAGUGAAUGCUCAGGUGGUCUGCAGACAGCUGGGCUUCAGUGGCCCGGCAGCGGUCUCACCUGACGGCGUGUUUGAGGAGGGGCGGGGCCUGAUCCACCUGGAUGAGGUUCAGUGCGGGGUGUCUGAGUCGUUGCUGGCAUCCUGCCGUCACUCAGGGUGGGGUCAACAUGACUGUUCACACAAUGAGGAUGUGGGGGUCCGCUGUACGAUGGGAGAUGAACAUCUGCAACACCUGUCGCCCCCUGAUGAGCCGCUGCUCCGUCUGGCUGCAGGAGAGAGCAGAAUGGAGGGCCGGGUGGAGGUGUUCAUGAACGGGAGGUGGGGCAGUGUCUGUGAUGACGGCUGGAACGACAUGAACGCUGCUGUGGUGUGCAGACAGCUGGGCUUCACAGGCGUGGCUAAAGCUCGCUCCAUGGCGUACUUCGGCGAGGGAGACGGUCCAAUCCACCUCGAUAACGUUCGCUGCUUGGGCACGGAGACGUCUCUGGGUCAGUGUGUGUCUGAAGGCGAGGAUGCACACGACUGUCGUCACAGCGAGGACGCCGGUGUCAUCUGUGACUACAACCUGCAGCCUGUAGGGGACGUUACCAUGGCAACCAACACCUGCGGCCAGACUCUAAACAACCGACGUAGACGCAGAAUCAUUGGAGGAGACAAGUCUCUGAGAGGUGAGUGGCCGUGGCAGGUGUCGGUGUGGCUCCGGUCUCAGUCUAAAGGAGGUCAUCCUCUGUGUGGAGCGUCUCUUAUCGCCCCCUGCUGGCUGCUGACUGCAGCUCAUUGCUUCAAGAGGUUCGGCAGAGACCCAAGCCGGUAUGUGUUGCGUUUAGGAGACUAUCACACUGAGGAGCAGGACGACUUUGAACGCACACUGGUCCCUGAACGCAUCGUCAUCCACAGAAAGUACCACAGUCAGGCCUGGGAGUACGAUAUCGCCCUGGUGAGGCUCAAAGGCACGGAGGGGAACUGUGUGUCCUUCAACCCUCACACAGGUGCGGUGUGUUUACCUGAAACAGGACACAGGUGGGACAAGAGACCUGCUGCAUGCGUCAUCACUGGCUGGGGCAUCACAGACUCAGAAUACUCCAGGAUUCUGCUCCACGCCUGGGUUCCUCUGCUUCCUGCCUGGAGGUGUAAAAAGAAAUAUGGUGAUCGUUUCACAGGACGCAUGCUGUGUGCAGGGAGCCUGUCAGAGCGCCACCGUGUGGACAGUUGCCAGGGCGACAGUGGGGGUCCUCUGGUUUGUCAGGGGGAGGGAGGCCGCUGGGUACUGACGGGGGUGAUCUCAUGGGGUCAUGGAUGUGGAAACCCAUCGUUUCCUGGAGUGUACACACGUGUCAGCAGGUUCCUGCGAUGGAUUGAUAAGAUAAUCAAUAAACCCUACAAGAGCUGAAGACAGAGGAAGACACAAAACACUAACAGGGGCGGCUUUAAAUAACUAAGACUGAAGAUGGUUGAACAGUCAGUAUGAACACUAGGGGGCACUAAAUUGACAAGGUGAUCAACAAACUGUACAAGACCUGAAGAAGAAACACUGAGGGGCACAAACUUUACAUAACUGAGGAGUUAAUGGUUUCACAACAUUGUGAUAAGACAAUGUGAAAACAAACAAUGGGACACCAAUAUAACAAUGUUUGGCGGAUUCAAUAUAAAAACAAAAAACAAAGGUGGAGUGAGAGUGGAACGUGGUUACGGUGCUGCGGUGGACUGGAGAUGUAAAGGAGUCUAGUCUCAGAGCUCUAACAGUCUCUCUCUGUAUAUGAAGCCUGAUGCUCAUGAUUCUGUGCUGGGUCAUCUCAACUCUUAAUUUUGUUUUCUCACUGCAAUAAGCCUGUAAAUGUGUAUUAACAUGUAAAUGUGUAUGAAUGAGUUAUCUGAUAUUUCAAACUGGUUUUGAUGAAAAAAGCAGUGGAAUAAAAAGGUUUACAAAG
Labrus bergylta (ballan wrasse) is the source of this 3544-nucleotide messenger RNA. NCBI's taxonomy places the organism in Eukaryota, Metazoa, Chordata, Actinopteri, Labriformes, Labridae. The record is from RefSeq and is a predicted model, not a curated record.